CCAGCUGCCUAACGCUGGUCUUCCCUUUCCUCUGCGAAAUGGCGGCGUUCGGACGGCGGUGGUUGCUGUGGCAUGGCCGGUGCUGCUUUUCGCAGGCCGAGUCCGCUGCUCUCCCGCAGCCCCCCGACUCGCUCUACCCGCCCAUAGUGGCCUCCGCCACGUCGAACAGCAAGGCGGCUAAGCGGCGGCGUGUGGAGCACUUCAAGCAACGGGUGCACGCGGCGGCCUCGGUCGAGGAGAAGCUGCGGCUGUACGGGCUGCUGCAGCGGCCCAAGUACAUGGUCUACCCGCAGACCUUCGCCCUCAACGCGGACCGCUGGUACCAGAGCUUCACUAAGACUGUUCUCGUGCCGGGGCUGCCCCCGAGAGCGCCGUCUGCAGCCGUAAAAGCCCCAGGAGCGGUGGCGCCGGAGGCAGCGAAAGCCCCGGAGGUCGCGGCGGGAGCUGCACCCGAGGGCGCCGGAGCCCUGGCGCCGGUAACGGAGGCCCCAGCGGCGGCGAAAACCCCGAAGCCUGCGGCGGGAGCGACGCCGAGCCUGAAUAUUGACGAGCUGCGCUCCCUUGCCUGCGACGCCCUGCUUCAGGAGAGCUUCUACCAAAAUAAGAAGCGGCCGUUCCUGUACCGCGAUCAGGAUCAUACGCCUGGCCCUUUCUUAACGCAGCUCGUGUCCACCCUCGCCGCCUUCCUGUCCUGUCGCAAUCCGCUGCUGGCUGCCUCCUCCCUCGAUUUAAACCCUGAAGUUAACUAUUACUGGCAUCAUGGUGAGGAAGUUGUUGAUCGUGGAUACCGAAAGGGUAGAGUUGAUCCUGUGAGAUUUCAGAUUGACGAUAACCCACAUCUCCAGAUACGUGUACCAAAGCAGCUUCCAGAGGUUGUACCGCUAGAGGCAAAUCUUGGAGAUGUUCCUGUUAUUGAUCACAAACCAUCCAAACUGCCAUUGUUCAAAAGGCAGUAUGAAAACAAGGUGUUCAUAGGAUCAAAGGUAGCAGAUCCAUGCUGUUAUGGACAUACCCAGUUUCAUCUUAUCCCUGAUAAACUAAAGCGGGAGAAGUUUAUAAAAGCACGUCUUGAGGAUCAGAUUGAAGUUGUUUAUCGAGCUAAUGGUAUUGCAAGUCUCUUUGCCUGGACAGCAGCACAGGCAAUGUAUCAAGGAUUCUGGAAUGAAGCAGAUGUGACCCGUCCUUUUGUAUCUCAGGCUGUAGUGACUGAUGGAAAAUAUUUUGCUUUCUUUUGUUACCAGCUAAAUACUUUAGCGCUAACUGUAGAAACUAUUGAAAAUAACCCUCGGAAGAAUAUCUGUUGGGGUACAGACAGUAAGCCAUUGUAUGAUGUUGUGGAAGAUGGGAGUGUGAAAGGCUUUAAUGAUGAAGUUCUGCUUCAUUUGGUCCGUUUUCUGUUGAACAGACCAAAAGAGUUGUAAAUCAUUAAACAGUACGGUAUUCCUGUUUGUGUGCCUGAACGUCAGUGUAACUCCGUGUAUUGGCUAGGAUAUGCUUUAGUUUUAGUUUAAGCAAACGCUGUAUAUUUGAAGUUUAUUUUUAAUGUGUAAUACUGUACACUGAAAAAUAAAUGUGUAGAAUACCUCAA
Molecule: messenger RNA, 1588 nt
Organism: Melopsittacus undulatus (budgerigar)
Lineage: Eukaryota; Metazoa; Chordata; Aves; Psittaciformes; Psittaculidae
Gene: MRPS30
Product: mitochondrial ribosomal protein S30
Exons: 5
Coding region: 39-1421 (460 amino acids)
Biological process (GO): translation
Cellular component (GO): ribosome; mitochondrial large ribosomal subunit; mitochondrion
Molecular function (GO): structural constituent of ribosome
Source: RefSeq, a predicted model, not a curated record